Triticum turgidum subsp. durum (durum wheat) is the source of this 1329-nucleotide messenger RNA. NCBI's taxonomy places the organism in Eukaryota, Viridiplantae, Streptophyta, Magnoliopsida, Poales, Poaceae. The record is from the annotation of a GenBank genome assembly.
AUGCAAAUGGCUCUGCUAGCAAGGCUAUCUCUUGCAAGCUCUGAAGCAAGAGAGUCUAGUUUGGAAGAAAGACAUGCUGGUUCUGAUGAACAAACUUUGGAACAAUCAACGGAGGAAGCAUCUCAAGCAUCUCAUUUUGACAGUGAUUCGCAGGUUCUUCUAGUCAGCUCUUCGGUUGAUGGUAGUCUUCCUAAUACCGGUCAGCUUGAUAGGGAGUGUGACAUUGACAAUGGGAUGACAGGGGUACCAAGUGAUAGGACAAAUUACAGUGGUGAUGCGUCUGGAGAGGUUGCUGACGGGGGGCUUUCUGUCCCUUCCGCCCCUCAAAGGGAGAAUGUGAUCCUGCCAAGAUUGGGUGAUAUCUGCAUGGAAGGGCCAUCUGUUCGGCGGCAAACAGCUGACAGGGGAUUCCCCAGAAUAAUAUCGUCGUCAUCCAUGGAUGCCCGGGGUGAUUUCUCUGCCAUCGAGAAUCAGGUACGCGAGCUAAUCAAUGAUUUGGGAAGCGAUUCCAUAGAAGGUCAGAGAUCAGCAACAUCAGAGAUUCGCCUUCUAGCUAAACACAACAUGGAGAACAGGAUUGCCAUUGCUAAUUGUGGGGCUAUAAACUUGCUGGUUGGCCUUCUUCAUUCACCAGAUGCCAAAGUCCAGGAAAAUGCAGUGACGGCCCUCCUCAAUUUGUCACUCAGUGAUAUUAAUAAGAUUGCCAUCGUGAAUGCAGAUGCUGUUGAUCCACUCGUCCAUGUCCUGGAAACAGGGAACCCUGAAGCUAAAGAGAACUCAGCAGCUACUUUGUUCAGUCUCUCAUUUAUUGAAGAUAACAGAGCGAGGAUUGGACAAUCUGGCGCCGUAAAGCCUCUCGUGGACUUGCUAGGAAAUGGGAGCCCACGAGGAAAGAAAGAUGCGGUUACUGCAUUGUUUAAUUUAUCCAUACUUAAUGAGAACAAGGGUCGAAUUGUGCAAGCUGAUGCUCUGAGGCACCUAGUUGAGCUCAUGGACCCAGCUGCUGGAAUGGUCGAUAAGGCUGUAGCUGUCUUGGCAAAUCUUGCUACGAUACAAGAAGGGAGGACUGCGAUUGGGCAGGCGCGUGGUAUUCCAGCCCUUGUUGAAGUUGUCGAACUGGGUUCAGCGAAAGCGAAGGAAAAUGCUGCUGCGGCAUUGCUUCAGCUAUGUACAAACAGCAACAGGUUUUGUAACAUAGUUCUUCAAGAGGAUGCCGUGCCCCCUUUAGUCGCCCUGUCACAGUCAGGAACACCACGCGCAAGAGAAAAGGCGCAGGCUCUUCUCAGCUACUUCCGCAGCCAAAGACAUGGGAACUCAGGAAGGAGAUGA